Messenger RNA from Hypoxylon trugodes, 1164 nucleotides. Its product is annotated as LicD family-domain-containing protein. The transcript is spliced from 3 exons. The coding region runs from base 1 to 1164 and encodes 387 amino acids. The record is from RefSeq and is a predicted model, not a curated record. NCBI's taxonomy places the organism in Eukaryota, Fungi, Ascomycota, Sordariomycetes, Xylariales, Hypoxylaceae.
AUGUAUGCCAAACUCCCGGUCGAGAAAGAAGAGACCCCUCUGGGACGCCUUCUAGAUCAAGCCUAUCUACUUGGUACCGAGGAGAGAUACACCGGAGUUGAGGUUGGGACGAAAGGGCUCCGUCGACUACUCGAUUUGCAUGAGCAAAUCGACCGAAUGCUCCACAACCCGGCGAUGUAUUGUUUGAAUCUCCUAUUACGGUUUCUCGUCGUCGCCCUCGCCGCCGCAGCAACGAUACCCAGUAUUUUAUCACCAGGCCAGAAGAUGCAAACAAAGAGGUCAGGAAACAGGAAACCGAGCGAGGAGACGGACAGGCAGGAUCAAAAACAUCCUAAGUACUUCCAUGAGGCUGGCGGCUCGAUGGAGCUUGGACACUAUGAUGUGCGGUACUUUCAGGGCAAAGUUGAGUAUGCGGAACAUGGGCCGGCGCUAAGGAGGCUCAUUCGGUCGUGGUUGGAAACUGCUGGUGAAUUGGGAAUUCAAGAUGCGACGUGGCUUGCUCAUGGCACGUUGUUGGGCUGGUGGUGGAAUGGAAGGGUUAUGCCGUGGGAUUACGAUUUGGAUGUUCAGAUGCCGGUUGCGACUUUGACGUUUUUAGGGAGGCAUUUUAAUCGGACGAGUUGGGAUUACGAGUUUUUAGUUGAAGAGGGUGAGGGUAGGGGGAAUGGAAUUGGUGAAGUGGUGAAUGGUUCGUAUGUGAAUAAGACUUACCUUCUGGAUGUAAAUCCGCAUCAUACGGACCUAGGUCGUGGCAAUGGAGCGAAUGUUAUUGAUGCGCGAUGGAUCGAUAUGAGUAAUGGAUUGUUUGUGGAUAUCACGGGGUUGGCGGAACGGGAUCCAGCUGGUUCGCCUGGGGUCUGGAGUUGCAAGAAUGCGCAUCGCUAUCGUACUACCGAGCUGUUUCCAAUGCGACAUACUGAGUUCGAGGGUGUGCUUGCGCGUGUACCGUAUGCGUUCGAUAAGAUCUUGACGGAUGAAUAUGGUAGCAAGAGUUUAACUACUACCGAGUGGGCUAACCAUCAUUGGAUACCAGAGCUCAAGGAAUGGGUCAAGAUACCUGAGGAAGAGAAAAAGAACGAAACGGCGACUAAAGAGCAACAUGGUGACAAUUCGGUCGUGGUGGUCGUUGAGAAGACAGUUGUAAAAGGCGGUAGUAAGGGGUGA